CACCCAUUGGCAAUGGCAAUGGCAAUGGCCAUUCAGCCAUGAAAUUCUCCGGCGGGCCAUCAAUUUUCCGAUUCUCCUACUACUCUGUCUCUGAUGCUGCCAUUUCCAAUUUCAAGUCUCUCUCCGCGUGCCACGUGGCCGCCCUCUGCCACGCUCUUCGCCAUUUUCGUCUUCCUUUCCCUCUCUUCUCCAAACCCAAUUGACGAAUGAGAAAUUUGUUUUUUCUGAGUCUGAAGACAAAUCGGGCGAAUUGGGCAAUUGGUUUCCCCUCUGGCUUCGAGUUGGAACCCAACUGACGUUCAACUGAUCACAUACCCGAAAUCAGAAAUUCUCGGGUUUGCCGUUUGGAUGGGGUGGAGUAGAAGCAUCCCAUUUGGGAAUUUUCUUUCCGCUUUGCAUUGGUUGGAACUGGAUGUGGAUUGAUUGAUUUCCCUCCUCAAGGUUUUCCCCAUUUUCACUCUCUGGAAUGUUUGUUGAUUGGGUUCUUCUAGUUUUCUGAGAAGAUCUUGUUGAUUUUUUUUUCACUGGGGAUCUGGUUUUAUCUCAUCUUUUCAAGUUGUCCUUGCUAUAUUUGCAUGGCAGUGGAUCAUUGGAUAACUCUGUGAAUUCUUGUUGGGAAACGGUGAUACAUUCUCUAAGUUAUACAGGAUUGUUUAAAGUAUUGAUGUUAUUUAUUCUUCUAUGCUUUUGACGCUGUUGGAGGAAGGAGUUGUUGGGUUUUGUUUUGGUAGAGAAAUUUGUAGGAUUGGUUUUCGUGUUGAACUCUGAGGAGGGAGUAUGGGCUGCAUUUGCUCUAAGGGAGUCCCAGCAAACGACUACGUUGCUGAGAACCAUUCCAAAGAAAGACAUUUGAAGUCGAGUAAAUCUUCCCGAAUUCUUGGGGCUUCAUUGAGGAAAGAAGAGCCCGUGUUGCAUGCUGAUGGAGGCCAAAGCGAUGCAAUGGCACGAUUGAUACCGGAUCAACCUGGGGAAGAGAAUUCUGGAUCGACACCCGAGUUGGAUGAUGUUGAGAAGGCAGCACCCCCCAUUGAAAAAGCUGCCAGUGCCAAGCCACUGCGUCAAGAACGUCCAACUAUGGAGGAUGGAGCAAAGAGAGUAGUGCAUAAUAAUAAUGCAAUACCUAGAAUAGUGAGUGUUGUUAAUGGGGAAAAGGGGGCUUUGGUUAUUGCUGGAUGGCCUUCUUGGCUGACAUCUGUGGCUGGAGAAGCGAUCAAUGGAUGGAUUCCUAGAAAGGCAGACUCUUUUCAGAAGUUGGACAAGAUUGGACAAGGAACAUACAGCAGUGUGUACAGGGCUCGUGAUAUUGAAUCAAACAAGAUUGUUGCAUUGAAGAAGGUACGAUUUGCUAACAUGGAUCCUGAAAGUGUUCGUUUUAUGGCCAGGGAAAUUCUUAUCCUACGUAGGCUUGACCACCCCAAUGUCAUGAAGCUUGAAGGUCUUAUUACUUCAAGGGUAUCCGGCAGUUUGUAUCUCAUAUUUGAGUACAUGGAACAUGAUCUCGCGGGGUUGGCAGCAACCCCAGGGAUCAAGUUCACUGAACCACAGAUAAAAUGCUAUAUGCAACAGCUGCUUUGUGGCCUUGAACAUUGCCAUGCCCAGGGAGUUUUGCACCGUGACAUCAAGGGCUCAAAUCUUCUGAUUGACAAUAAUGGUAAUCUAAAGAUAGGUGAUUUUGGGCUAUCAACCUUUUUCCGUUCCCGACAAAAGCAGCCCCUUACAAGUCGUGUGGUAACUUUGUGGUAUCGGCCACCUGAACUUUUGCUUGGUGCAACGGACUAUGGAGUUUCUGUGGAUUUGUGGAGUGCUGGUUGCAUUCUUGCAGAACUUUAUGCUGGGAAGCCUAUCAUGCCUGGAAGAACAGAGGUGGAGCAACUACACAAGAUCUUCAAACUCUGUGGCUCCCCUUCUGAAGAAUACUGGAAAAAGUCAAAAUUACCUCAUGCCACCAUCUUUAAACCUCAACAUCCUUACAAGCGGUGUGUUGCUGAGACAUUCAAAGACUUCCCUUCCUCUGCAUUGGCCCUUUUGGAUGUCCUUCUUGCAGUGGAACCUGACAGUCGUGGAACAGCUUCAUCUGCCCUUCAGAGUGAGUUCUUUACUACAAAACCGCUCCCCUCCGAUCCCUCUUCUUUGCCAAAGUACCCACCAAGCAAGGAGUUUGAUGCCAAGCUUCGAGAUGAGGAAACCCGGAGAAGAAGAGCUCCUAUCAGUAUAGCACGCGAACAUGAAGCAACUCAAAAGUUUCCGAGAGAAUCUAAGGCAGUUCCUGCUCCAGAUGCAAAUGCUGAAUUGCAGGCAUCCAUACAGAAGAAACAAGGGCAGCAGAAUCCUACAAGUAUCAGUGAAAAGUAUAAUCCUGAAGAGGAUGGUGACUCUGGCUUUCGCAUUGAGCCUCCCAAAGAAGGAACACAAACUCAACCGACUACUUUGGGGUUUUCACGAAACAUGAAUGGGAAUGUGUGUGCUGCUCUAAGUGGUUCUUCUGUCAGGGCAAAAGGUGCAGAACUUAGAAAACAGAGAUCUUAUUUGCAUCAUGGUGCUGCACAGCUAUCCCGGUAUUCCAAUUCCGUUGCAGUUCGAGGUGGUUCACGAUACGGUUGUGGUGGAGAAAGCAGUGCUAAUUCACACUGGCCAGGAGAGUGUUUUAAUGCGUCGUAUAACCAUUUCAAUGGUGGUGAAUCUUCAGAAAAGCAUGAAUGGUCCCACCAUUUGCUAGACAGGCCAAAGUCUUCAUAUAAGAUAGAUGAACAGUCAUCUGGAAAAGAGUCUGCUAUGAGUUUCGCUCCAAAGAAGAGAAUUCACUAUUCUGGACCCUUGAUGCCUCCUGGUGGAAACCUUGAGGAAAUGCUGAAAGAGCAUGAAAAACAAAUCCAGCAUGCCGUGCGCAAGGCUCGAUUAGAUAAAGCUAAGACAAAAAAGGCAUAUGAUGACAAAGGACAAACUGAAUCGUUGCUUCACCAUGCGAGAAAUGGCAAUUGAACCAUACACUGUCACGAGUUCCAUCCAAGCGGGAUGGGGAGGCUCUUGUAGAGCAGCAUCCUUCACAUAUUGGUUAGCUUCCAUUGGGGGCUUGGACAAAUCCUUAAAAGCUAUGAAGCUUGCAAGUUUCGAGGUACGUUCGCAUAUUUCAACUGCCAACCAUACUUCAGAGUUCAGAGGUUAAUACAUUUCAGGAGAAAAGACAAUUAAAUCAAUUGACUAAGAUUUACUUUUUGAGAAGUUGGUUUCAGUUCCAGAUAUUGGUUGAGGUCUCUUUGGCACUGCUGCAGUUGCUGAAGGAAUUCUUUGUACAGUCUAACAUGUGUUUCUAAUCAGUUGUACGUCUUGUAAAGGGUAUAAUAGACAUUCUUCCAAAUUGAAGAUUUUUUCUCCAUAGGCUUAAAUUUGCAAGAAAGUGUCUUGCAUCUGAUACAUCUCUUUUUAUUUUUCAUUUUUCUUUCUAUUUUUUAAAACUCUUUUGUCAAAUACAACCACCACAACAGAGGUGCUGAAAAAGGUUAGGAAACAACUUGUUCUUGAUUCGUCUGCUCUUAAUUAUGUAACAUUUGGCUAAAUAUUUGGUUGGAGAACUGCAGCAAAUAUGGAUGACUGAUUGCAGAAUAAAAUAUUUUUAUCUGUAAUUCUUCAUGAA
Molecule: messenger RNA, 3631 nt
Organism: Momordica charantia (bitter melon)
Lineage: Eukaryota; Viridiplantae; Streptophyta; Magnoliopsida; Cucurbitales; Cucurbitaceae
Product: putative serine/threonine-protein kinase At1g09600
Biological process (GO): protein phosphorylation; positive regulation of transcription elongation by RNA polymerase II
Cellular component (GO): nucleus; cyclin-dependent protein kinase holoenzyme complex
Molecular function (GO): RNA polymerase II CTD heptapeptide repeat kinase activity; ATP binding
Source: RefSeq, a predicted model, not a curated record